UAAGGUACACGCAACGAUUGAAAUAUUGACUUCAUUUUAUUUACGAUAGCAACAACAUACCAAAUAGGUAGUAACAAAAAAUACAUAUGUGCUACAUACAAAUUUAAAGGCAAAGUAAUGGGUCAAACUAAUGAAUCUGCUCACUGAAAUUGCGCAAUAAACAUUUUACUAAGAAGGUUUAAAAUGUACGAACGCUUUUAUUUCGUGUUAACUUAACAGGUUUUAAGUAUCCUGUUAAAGUGUGAUUACGUUAUUUUUCAUGUGGUGCCCGAUACAUGCCGUCGUCGAUGGAAACAGAACGGGGGAUACACGCCGCUACACAUUGCUAUGCAAUUUCGACACGAGCAUGUUUACCGGCUACUAGUCGAAGUAUAUGAUGCAGAUCCCAACAUACGGGAUUGGUCUGGAAGGAAACCAAGGCAAUAUUUAGUCCAUAUGGAUACGUCAUUAUCGCCCGGCUCAUACAGAAAGCACGACUCAUUUAAUUUGUGUCGUACAGUGACGGCACCGCCUACAGCAAAAGUGAUAAACGCAUAUAAUCCGCCUUUGAGUAAGAGAGACAAACGAUAUAGCCUCCAGGAAAAGGAGGGCUUCCUUCGUAUCGGUUCGCUCAACGUUCGCGUUAAAAAAACAACGGAGGCCUUCAGUAAUUUCCUCGGUGUUGGUGCGACGAGGUCGUCCGCGUACAUGCCGAAAUCGGCUCGGGAACGCGACGAAAGACGCUCCGACGACGGCGAACUUCACAAGACCUGGGGCUCUGCUGAUAAUAUACAGAAGGAUGACAAGUUAAUGCCCCCGCCAAUGAGUAGUAAAGUACGACGCAGGGGAGCCACGGGACGUCGCGGCGUAGGAGCUGCCCACAGUCGCAGCACUCCUUCCACGCCCGAUCAGCCUCGAGCUCAGAUGGGCGUCCCGGAAGAGAGAGAUUCCGAUUCUGAUUCCGCAGCGGGAUUCCAUUCAGCAUGGCGACAGCAACGUGCUUCAAACUGUACAUAGUCAGCCGCGAACAUUUUAAUGAAAAACUAGUUUAGCAUCGUUUAGACUUAAAAAAGAUAUCUAUACUAAUAUAUAAAUCUACAGUGGUUUUUUACAGAUGUUCCUACUGAACUAUGCAUCCGAUUGACUUGAAACUCGGUAUCCAUGUAGAAAAUGCAUGUACUUAAUGGAUAGGCUAAUGUUUAUAUGAGUGUUGGAUUCCCUACACCAGUUGCGGGGGCAUUAAUGAUGAGAAUAUUUGUGGGGGAGGGGGGGGGGGGGGCGGUGAGAAAUAAUAUAAUAAUGUUAAUUUUAAAUGCCCAGCGAAGCGGACGGAUACAGCUAGUAUAUCUAUAAGAUUUGGCCUGCGAUUGAAUACUUCUGAAGGUUUCAUUUCUACCCUGAUAAUUCACAAGACACAAUUAUCAUAGUAUUUUCUUCGGUUUUCGUGAAUCCUUGAAUGCAUAAUGAAAACUCCUUUUACGGUUUAAUCUCGAUUUCUUUUUUCGAUUUAUUUAUUUCGAUUUCAUUAUUACUGAUGUUUCGAAUAUUAUUCGAGUUUUCGUGGUAACGUACAAUUAUGAUCUUUCAUUCGUCGACAUCUCGAUAUUGUGCCAACUACUACCGUCUAUUUUUCAAAAAAAAAAAUAUUUCUCUUUAAGGUUUAUUUUUAAAUGUAUUUGAAACUUUGCUAAUAAUGUAUUGACAAUAAAAAAAUAAAAACACGAAAUUAAACCUCAAAGGUAGUCAUAAUUACACAAGUAUGUAUUCGUCCUAUAAAAAAACGAAUUCCUGAUUUUUAACGAAUAAAUUUUUCAUUUGUUCCUAGUUCCGUUAACUCGCACAAAUAUUGUAUGGCACGUUGAUUCUCGUGUCGAAUAAAAACAUUAUUAUAUAUUAUUUCCUUUAAACGCCUUAUGUGUAUACGAAUAAGGUUCUUAAUUGUUAAAACAAUUGACUUAUCGUAUUAAACACAUAAAUAUCUGUGAAUCUAUUCGAUACGUCACAGAUUGUAUUUAUAUUAAACAUUAUAUAACUAACUAAUGGACCAUAACAUUCCAAUGGGAACAUUCCUUGAUUAAUUCAAAAAGGAAUAAAUAUGAGAGAAAAAAGUGUAACUUUCUAUAUACAUAAAUUAUUAUAGUCCUCGUUCAGGCAAUUUACUUAUUUAGAUAAACGUGUUUCGAUCAUAUGAAGCUAUAUAUCAUAUAUAUAUAUAUAUAUAUAUAUUUUUUUUAAUACCAACCUAUAUUCUGUCUUUUUUUCCCAAGUCGUAAACACGAAACUAUUUUCACGGUCUAAUCUUUUUAUUGUCGUUUUAUGAUUAUCGAAUUAUAUAAUAUUUAACUUUUCAAGUAAUAUUCUAAAUAAUGUUAUAAAAGUAAUUAUGUUAUAGGAUUCGUAAUUUGCUGCAAUUAAGUCGUUUAAGGCCUAAAUAAGACAUAAAUACAUAUUUCUUCUUGGUAUAAGACUUCGUUGAAAAAAUGUGCUUAACGGUUAAUUACCAUAAGUUCUAGUGUACAAAAGCGAUUAUUGCAAUAAUGAAUCCAAUCUUAUGCUCCAAUAAAACCGAUCUCAUGCACUUUAUUUUCAAUAAUAAUUGUUAUUUAGAAUUGUUAAUUCAGUUAUGAAUAACUUAAAAUGUAUUUAAAAAGUGUGCUCAAAACAAUGUUUCCAAGAAUUGAAUAAAAUAGCUUACCUCAAUAAUUUUAAUUAAUUCUUCACGUUGGACAUAAUAUACUAACAUCAAUAAAUACACUUCGAAAUAUUAAAAACUACGUCACAGUAAUUCUGACACGUGACGUCAGAAGUGGCUAAAUCAUUUGCAGAACUUUUUGGGUCACGUGACCAAUUUUGAACAAACCAUAAUAGCUUGAACUUAGCACACGUUUUUCAAUGUAACUUCAAAACAAAUAUAUUCACGCUUGCACAUGAUUUUUAGACUUUAAUGCAUUUGAUAAAUUAGUAAAUUAAAAUAGUUGAUAGGUACAUAGUGCGCUAAUUAGAAUACAUUGUUAUGUAUUGUUAUGUUAUGUAUAUUUGUCGGUUAUUCGUAAAGUUUUGCUACAAAUCGAAAAAUUUAUCGGUGAGUCGGUCACAAAAUUAUAUUAUUAAAAAUAACAAAUAUCAAAUUUGUAAUUCGUAGAUUAGUCAACAGUAUUCCUCUUAAUAUGUACCUUUCUUAGUUGUGUAAUUUCAUUCAUUCCGAAACAACUUUUUCGUUUCAUUGAAACUUUAUUAAAAAAUCAUUCCUUAGGUGUUUUUGAUUAUUUAAAUGAAAAAUCUCUCCCCGAAAAUAUGAUUUCAAAUGUUUUGAAGUCAUAAUCUAAGCUUAUGUUUCAAAUGUUUUUAAAUACUUGUCAUUGAAUUCAGCGGUUUUGACUCUUAAGCCGUCCUAAUGUCAGCUUAUCUGCAAUUUGAAAGCAAGGGGUGCAGAGAAAAAGUUGAGUAUAUUUUUCGCAUUAAUUAAUGUCUAAAAAAAAUUGUGGUUAGUCAAAUAGUUUGGUACCAAUACUACGUAUCUAUAAUUGGUUCCAAUGCACAAUCUCGCAACGGGAAGGACUUGUCUUUUUCCAAAAUUUCGACGUUUUUUUUAUUGUUUUGUACAGUCUAGUAUACGAGCCAUCAGAUGGGGAGUGGUUACCGUUGUCCAUGGGCAUCAGCAAUGCCAGCAGAGCUAAGCCACUACUUACCUACUCAUGUCAUUUUUUUUUGUACAUUUAAUAAUAUUUAUAUUUUGUUUCUAUAUAUGUUAGAUUUUAAAUGUAAUAAAUUUAAUGCUUGCAUA
Messenger RNA from Bombyx mori (domestic silkworm), 3763 nucleotides. Its product is annotated as ankyrin repeat domain-containing protein SOWAHC. NCBI's taxonomy places the organism in Eukaryota, Metazoa, Arthropoda, Insecta, Lepidoptera, Bombycidae. Bases 328 to 996 code for a protein of 222 amino acids. The transcript is spliced from 7 exons. Gene Ontology annotation, molecular function: protein binding. The record is from RefSeq and is a predicted model, not a curated record.